Hylaeus anthracinus is the source of this 3756-nucleotide messenger RNA. It is a transcript of the gene Ars2, whose product is annotated as serrate RNA effector molecule homolog. The record is from RefSeq and is a predicted model, not a curated record. The transcript has 16 exons. Lineage: Eukaryota; Metazoa; Arthropoda; Insecta; Hymenoptera; Colletidae. Gene Ontology annotation, molecular function: nucleic acid binding. The coding region runs from base 170 to 2947 and encodes 925 amino acids. Gene Ontology annotation, biological process: mRNA processing; primary miRNA processing. Gene Ontology annotation, cellular component: nuclear body.
GUUCCAGUAAUUAGUAUAGUUCAAUGCUGACGCUGCACCUUCCGAGAGGGCACUUUUGUGACGCACGGUAACGGGCACUAACGGGUGGUGUACAGUGGUGAAAAUCGUCUACGGUGUAAUUUUCAUUUCGUUUAACGCUGAGCUAGAUUUGGCAUUAUAAUUUUACACUAUGGGGGACUCCGAUGAUGAAUACGAUAGAAAGAGAAGAGACAAAUUUAGAGGAGAGAGAACAGAGUCGUAUUCCAGAGAGGGUCGUAGAGAUGAUCGGAGACGAGACGAUUGGGUUGACAGUAGGAAUUAUUUUAGAGAGUGGUCCAGUCGCCCUAGACAACGCCCAGACUACAGGGAGUAUCGUGGUGGUGGAGGUGGCGGACGAGAUAGAUAUAGUCCAGCAAGAUCACAAGAAAUGGCACCUCCGAUGAAAAGAAUGAGAACCGAUUGGGACGAUCGACCAAGAUAUGGACACGAUUAUUACGGUGGUGGUGGUGGUGGUGGUGGUGGUGGUGCCGCUUCCUGGGGACCGGACCACUAUGGGCCACCCCAUCAUGGCAAUCAUCACUAUGGAAACCAUGGUAACAGUAGCAGUCGAGAGGUGGCUGGCAACUUCAGCAAUUCCAAUAUCGAAACCCAACCGCCAAUGAUGACAUUCAAAGCGUUCCUCGGUACCCAAGAAGAUACGAUCACUGAUGAAGAAGCUAUUAAACGCUAUAACGAAUACAAACUGGAAUUCAGGAGGCAACAAUUGAAUGAGUUCUUCGUUGCUCACAAGGAUGAGGAAUGGUUCAAAAUAAAAUACCACCCGGAAGAAUCAGUGAAGAGAAAAGAUGAGCAAGUGUCAGCACUAAAGAAACGGGUUGAAGUUUUUUUGGAAAUGCUCGAAAUGGAAGAGAUAGACAAAGUUUCGGUAGACGCUGAUCAAGCUGACGCCCUCCUACAUUUGUUAGACGCAGUAGUCAUUAAAUUAGAGGGCGGUACCGAGGAGGAUUUACAAGUUUUGGACGUGAAACCAACGAAUCCAAUUUUAUCGAAGGACACAACUAGAGAUAAAGAGGAUACAAAAAAUAAAGCUUCAACUGAAAAGAAACUUGAGAACAGUGACGCAAAUAAAACGGACGAGGCUUCGCGCACAGAGAAAACGUUUAAGAAUGGAGAAAGCGUGGAGACCGAAAUGAAAAGCGCAGAAAAAGAUGAAAAUGGCUCCGUGGUGGAGGCUGAAAAACCUGAAGACAGUAUAGAAGAUGCGAAAAAGGAAGACGAUGUAGAGGAGACAGGUAAGACGGAGGAAGUUAACACUAAAAAGAGGAAACGCACUGACAGCAACAGUAGCAGCAGCAGCAGCAGCAGUAGUAGUAGUUCGUCUGGCAGCGACAGCAAUAAACCUGACACGCCAAAAGAAGAAACAACUGUUACUGAGAAAACAGAUGCCAGUAACGAGAACGAAGAAGCGCGAGAUGCCAAAGAAAAGGACCAGGAGGCCAAAACCGAUGGUGAAUUACCAGAACCUAAAAAGUCUACGAUGGAACCAGAAGCUGUGAUCGAUCUGGCCAGCGAAGACAAGGAGAAAGAACCUAGAGCCUUGCACAGAACUAGUAGCAUCUUCCUUCGUAACUUGGCACCCACCAUCACGAAAGCUGAAGUCGAGGCGAUGUGCAAACGCUUCCCUGGAUUUCUACGAGUUGCAAUAGCAGAUCCCCAGCCAGAAAGAAGAUGGUUCAGAAGAGGAUGGGUGUCUUUCGAGAGACAAGUGAACAUAAAAGAGAUAUGCUGGAGUUUGAACAAUAUUCGGCUUCGGGAUUGUGAGCUGGGUGCCAUAGUAAAUCGGGACCUCUCGCGUCGCAUCCGUACAGUGAACGGUUUGACGUCCCACAAACAGAUAGUUCGACAUGACAUUAAACUGAGCGCCAAGAUCGUUCACAACUUGGACAACAGGGUCGGUCUAUGGAACGAAGAUAAGAAGGAUGACCAUGUGUCCAAGAAAGAUGAAGACAAUAAAGAGAACAGAAGCACACAAAGUGCUCGCGACGUCGAGCAAGCGGCGUUUGGAUUGUCCUCCAAGAAUCCAGUAUUGAAGAACAUAACUGACUACCUGAUAGAGGAAGCGUCAGCCGAGGAAGAAGAAUUAUUAGGAAUGUCCGGUGAUCAAGAAGAAGGACAACUUGGAGGCGACGGAGAUGGUCCGAUUGAAAGAGACCCAACCCUCGUCAAGGUUUUGGACAGAUUGAUUCUCUAUCUACGUAUAGUUCACUCAGUCGACUACUACAACCAUUGCGAGUAUCCAAACGAAGACGAAAUGCCCAACAGAUGCGGUAUAAUGCACGUCAGAGGAUCCCCUCCGACCGCCAAGGUGUCUAGUACAGAAUUAUCGGAGUACUGUCGCAGCUUUGAGAGCAAAAUGUCUGCUUUUCUGCAGCCAGUUGCUACCCUAUCUCAGGAAGAAUUUGAUAAACUAGGCGCUAAAAAUGCUGAAGCUGAGGUGGAAAAAUUCGUUCAAGCCAAUACCCAGGAGUUGUCAAAAGAUAAAUGGUUGUGCCCGCUCAGCGGAAAGAAAUUCAAAGGACCAGAUUUCAUCCGAAAACAUAUUUUCAACAAACAUGCUGAAAAGGUUGCUGAGGUAAAGGCGGAGGCGGAAUACUUCAACAACUAUCUGAAGGACCCGAAGAGGCCACAGCUUCCUGAGCAUCCUGGGAACAAGGCACCGCCCAGAGAAGGCAUACGCGAGGGAUUCAAUCCCUACGGUUGCUCUACGUUUGGAAGUUAUGGCGGAAGCGGUUACGGUGGUAGCAGAGGAGGGUACGGGUCGAGCUAUGGCGGAGGAUUCGGCGGAGGUUUUGGAAUGCCGCGUCCCAGUCGUGGUGGUUUCAAUAGAGGACGGGCUGCUCCGGACUCAACCUCGAGGCCUCUUGUUAGUUAUAAUGACUUGGACCAGCUAGACAUGGACAUGUUCUAAGUUUUAUCGAGCACACACGACUCUCGAGUCUUUUGUACGGGUUUAAAGGCAAUGAACAAAAUCCUCCGUGAUAUAGCAGAUUUACAUCUGGAUUACGUAACACGCAUGCGCAUUAGGCCUGGGACUUCUCAAUUCAAUACUCGAAUAUAUCAACAUCGUUAUUUAAACAUCGCUGAGAAUAAGUUUCCUUUUUUUGGAAAAAUUAGCCAAAUACUUUUCAAAUAUUUCUGCUACUUCCACGGAAGUUUUUUCUACAAUUGAAAAUGUAACGAGUACUAAAACAAACUGAUCACGGCUAAAAAUAUUUAAACAUGUUAGUUUCACAUUACUACAAUACAAAUGUUAUACGGUAUAUCGUUGAUAACAUGUGACGAAUGGCAAUAAAUAAUUUAAAGAAGAAAGGAAGAACUUAAAGUAUUUAAUUUAUAUACUUCAUUAGUGCACAAAAUAUUCGAUUAUUCAAGUAUUGAACCCGGCAAGUAGUCCCCAGCCUUAAUGCACACAGUAGAGUGACAGCAAGUUGCCGAUUACUCAACGUGAUACAAAGUUUCAAAAUUAAAAGAGAAAAAAUUAAAACGAACGUGUUAACUAAAAUUUAGCACAUUUUUAUCCUUGUUUAACAUGGGGUAGAGUUGACGAUCUAUAUAUAUAUAAAGAAAGAAAUUAUAUAUAAUGCCAUAACGUGUAUUUUAGCAUAAAAAAAGACAUUUGGUGUCGCGUUUCCCGGUUAGAAAGCGAUACGGAAAAUCGGCAGAUUCUGUAAUCGUAUGACAAAAGGAAUAACAAAUAAAUAUAUUUGUUACUACUCA